UUGAAACGAUAAAAGUAUUUAUUCUUCCUUAACUUAAAUUUUGUGUAUCCACCAUUAUGAUAAUAAUCCCCAUCACAUCUUUAAAAUAGAAAAUCAAAUCUUGUCUAAGUCGUAAAAUGUCCCAUCUUCAGUUGUCAGCUUUCUCUUCCCUCGACCUGCCCUAUGCAUUAGGCAUUAACAAAUGAAUAAAGCACUAACCUAUCAAGAGGAAACUUCCAUAGUCAAAAGUAAUUUCCAACAAAAGCAUUAAUCACUGACUAAUGAAUUACUAUCACACCUUCAUACAAGAAUAAUUUCUCCAAAAAUGAGUCCUGAUUCUGCAACUCCCAUUACUCUAACCCAUUCCGUGGAAGAUGAAAUUGAAACCUCCUCUUCGGAAGCCAUUGAUGCCUUUCUUAGAUCAAGGGCUACUAAUAACAUCGACCCAGUUCACAGCAACAGAUUUUGUUCAUCUCAAUCUUCCAGUACAAAUUCCCUUUCUUGGGAAGAUAAUUUUGUCCCAAUCGAACCAGAUUUGUACAAGUUUUUGGUAAAUGGAACGAAAGAUGAAAUUUUAGGUUUAAGUACAAAUUUAGAGGAGUUUAAGUCUUCGGAAGAAAGAAAUUCUGUUCUUCAUAUAGCAGCAAGUGCGGGACAAUCUGACCUAAUUUCUGAUAUUCUUCCCCAAUGUAAAGAAUUGAUUAAAUGGAAGAACAUAAAAGGUGAUCUUCCCCUUCAUUCUGCUGCUAAAUCUGGGCAAUUUAAUGCCCUUAAAGCUUUGAUUACUUGGGAUGGUUUUAGUAAAGAAAUUUUGGGGUGGGUAAAUAAGGAAGGGGAUACUGUUUUGCAUAUUGCAUUACAGAAUAAUCAAAAAGAAAUGGGUGAGUUUUUGGUGGGUGAGUAUUGUAUUGGUAAAGCUUGUUAUAUGAUGAAUAAAGAGAAAGUUUGUCCUUUGUAUUUGGGUAUUAAGUUAGGUUAUUGGGAACUUGUGAGGAAUAUUAUUUCUUAUACAAGUCAAAAUAAAGAAGAUUCAGAGGAGGCUCUUCUUCAAGGAAUGUCUGUUGCUCAUGCUGCCAUUGAGGUUAAUAACAUAGAGGUCUUGAAGGAACUAUUAAGCAACCACAGAAAUCCGAUUGAGUCGUGGGAUGAGGAAGGUCGGAGUCCAUUAUCGUACGCAGCAUUCAAAGGUUACCUUGAAGUGGUUCAAUACUUGCACAAGGAAUUUCCUGAGUGUGCAUUCAAAUGUGACAAGGAUGAGGAGGGCUCAUUUCCUAUUCAUAAGGCAGCAAGUGGUGGGAGUAUAAAGGUCAUCAAAGAGCUGCACCAUACUAAGAGCUUGCUUAAUAGGACAGAACAGAAUAUUCUUCACGUCGCAGCUGCGAGUGGCAAAUCAAAACUUGUCUCUUAUCUUUUAAAUGUGCCGGAGUUACAGGGCCUAAUUAAUCGAAAAGACAAAGAUCAAAACACGCCUUUGCAUUUGGCUACCAAAGGAUUCCAUCCAAGGGUGGUGUAUAUUUUGACGCGAGAAAGGAGGUGCAAGUGCGAGUUGCAGAACAAGGAUGGGCUGACAGCUCUUGACGUCGCUGAGAUCCAUUCAGGGCCAUACCCCACAUUUAAAGCACGUUUGACAUGGAUGGCUUUAAGGUAUGUGGAUGCACCUCGAAGCUCACAGUUAACAAGGAAGAGGUAUGUACAAAAGAACGGUAUACAAAAGCAAUACAAUAAAGUUAAUGACACAAAAGCGUUGGAAGGCUACAAGGAUAGAGUUGAUACUCACUUACUGGUGGCAACACUAGUGGCAACUGUGACUUUUGCAGCCGGGUUUACUCUCCCAGGAGGAUACAAUCAGUCUAAUCCCGACAUAGGCAUGGCAGUCCUCGCCCAUUUUUGGGCGUUCAAAGCGUUUGUACUAUGCAACACAGCAGCAUUAUACAGUGCUAUCUUAAGUGUUGUGAGCCUCAUGUGGGCAUACAUGGGGGAUCGUAAACUAAUCCUAGUUUCCCUUAAGUUUGCACUGCCCUUGCUCGGGUUUGCGCUUGCUAUGAUGUCUUUAGCCUUUAUGAUGGGUAUAUUCGUCGUGUUGAAAACUGUAUCGUGGCUUUCUUAUGUGGUUUUGGGCAUAGGUUCUGUCUUCUUGCUUAUUGUGCUUGUAUUUUUUAUUCCACUUUACAAUCCUUCUUAUAUAAGGAAUUCUUUAGUAAGGUUUUUCUUUUCUGGUACCUUCCUGUUGUUGCUUAUAGUGUGUGAAAAUAGCAUUACUGAAUAUGACUAAAAACAUUUUGGUGUGUAAGUUCUUUGAGAGAUUGUUGAUUUGUGCUAUAAGUAUAAAGUUUUUUGCA
Messenger RNA from Amaranthus tricolor (Joseph's coat), 2318 nucleotides. Its product is annotated as protein ACCELERATED CELL DEATH 6-like. The record is from RefSeq and is a predicted model, not a curated record. Gene Ontology annotation, cellular component: plasma membrane. The coding region runs from base 305 to 2251 and encodes 648 amino acids. The transcript has 3 exons. NCBI's taxonomy places the organism in Eukaryota, Viridiplantae, Streptophyta, Magnoliopsida, Caryophyllales, Amaranthaceae. Gene Ontology annotation, molecular function: protein phosphatase 1 binding; protein phosphatase regulator activity.